AGUGCUGGAGUGCUCUACUAGGUUGAAAUCAACAAAAUCAAAUUAAACCCAUGACCCCUCAAUCCAAAGCUCUUAUAUCCUUGCAUGUUUAUGAGCUUCAUUUUUUGUGAAAAAAAGUGAAAAUGACGAGGGCGAAGAUCAAGAUUAAGAAAAUCGACAACAUAACAGCGAGGCAGGUAACAUUCUCUAAGAGGAGACGAGGACUCUUCAAGAAAGCUGAAGAGCUUUCUGUGCUUUGCGAUGCUGAUGUUGGACUCAUUGUUUUCUCAGCUACCGGGAAGCUCUUUGAUUAUGGCAGCUCCAGUACGAAGGACAUAAUUACAAGGUAUAAUACGCACUUACAAGGCAUCAACAAAUUGGACAGACCUUCUCUAGAACUGCAGCUAGACGCUAGCGAUAGCGCCAAAUUGAAUAAGGAAAUUGAAGAUAGAACGCAACAACUAAGGCGUAUGAAAGGCGACGAUCUUCAAGGACUAGACCUAAACGAGUUGCAGCAACUGGAGAAAACACUUGAAAAAGGACUCAACCGCGUGAUUGAGAUAAAGGAAAAGCGAGUUAUGAUUGAGAUUUCUGAACUUCAGAAUAAGGGUAUCGUGUUGGAAGAAAAGAACAAGCAGUUAAAGCAAAAGCUAGCGGAGACGCUUAUGGUGGGUAUGCUGUGUAAAGCAAAAAGUCCUGUAGUGGUGGAAUCGGAUAUUGGAAUGCAAGAAGGUGUCUCAUUAGAAUCCAUGAAUAAUAUAAGCAGUUGCAUUAGUGAUCCUCCUAUUGAGGAUGAUUCCUCGGACACUUCUCUCAAGUUAGGGUUGCCCUUCUCUAACUGAAGAUUUAACACGGGGAAAGAUUCUUGUGUCUUUUUUGGCGUUAAGAAAUUUUCUAAACUAUACCAAGUACAGUCAUGAUUUUGUUGGUCUUACUAUAUUUGUGAGAGUACAUGUAGGACCAAUAAAAUCAGAUGGUAACAAUUGAUUUGGUGUAGGAAAAAUCCUUAACACUAAAAAAGAAGACAGAUUAAUUAACCUUCUAGUAAAUAUAAAUAUGACUUCCUUGUCUUGUAAUGUUGAAAGCUUAUAUCUGCCGUAGCGACCAUGAUAUAGUUUGCGUGGUGUUAAGUUGUUAUUACAUGCAAGUUCUCCAAACUUGCCAUGAAUUUUAUAUGUAAUUUUGUGCUAUAAGUUGAUAAUAAUUUCUUUUAAUUUUUUUUUAAAAAAACAAAUCAUAUUUUGCUUCUUCAACGAGAUAUUUUGAAUGGCAAACACACUGCAAUCACUUUUCAGAUGAGGAUGGUAAUGACAUCCCCAACUCAUUUAAAAAAAAAAAAAAAAAAACAACUUUGAUGUUUUAGUUUUAGUUUUUUUUUUUGUGAAAUAUAAGUUUAUGUAAGGAGGUUAUGCUUAGGGGUGCUAAAUGAGUCAGGGGCCUUUGGCUCGGCUCGUGAAGACCUGAGCUUACAUGUCUAAAAUUUAUUGUUGGACCCAGACUUGGACUUGUAUAAAAGCUCGUUUAAUAAAAAGGUCUCAGGCUCCAAUUCAAAAGCUCGGCCUUACAGCCUCUCAGGUUUGCUUAAUAUUUUUAUUUUUAUUUUUUUUAUACUACUUGUGAUAGCCCUCUCUCUCUUCUCAAUUCAUUUCAUCUCAUUUUAUUAAUU
This is a messenger RNA of Gastrolobium bilobum, 1645 nucleotides long. Its product is annotated as MADS-box protein SVP-like. Gene Ontology annotation, biological process: positive regulation of transcription by RNA polymerase II. The coding region runs from base 123 to 821 and encodes 232 amino acids. Gene Ontology annotation, cellular component: nucleus. NCBI's taxonomy places the organism in Eukaryota, Viridiplantae, Streptophyta, Magnoliopsida, Fabales, Fabaceae. Gene Ontology annotation, molecular function: protein dimerization activity; DNA-binding transcription factor activity, RNA polymerase II-specific; RNA polymerase II cis-regulatory region sequence-specific DNA binding. The transcript has 9 exons. The record is from RefSeq and is a predicted model, not a curated record.